AUGGCUCCAGUGCCAGCUCUCUUAUGGCGUUCUUUACGCACGCACCAAGUUUAUGGUGCGAACACAGACGUUGGAAAGACUAUCUUUAGCACUAUUCUGUGCAAUUCUGCAUCCAAGAAAGGAGAUAAGACGUGGUUUUUGAAACCUGUUUCUACGGGUGCUGCUGAUGAAGCUGAUGGAUGGUGUAAGUUUGCAAUUAAUUCUUCUAACAGGAGUAGUCAUAUCCAGAAAUUUGCUCCAUCGACAAACCACGAGACAUUGUUCCAAUAUGACAUUCCCUGCAGUCCUCACAUCGCUGCCAAAGUGUCAGGCAAGCCAAUUCCGUCCGAUGAUGCCGUCCUGGCAAAGAUUCACGACUCUGUCUCUCGGUACGCGUCCGAAGGUCCAGGGUGGUUGUUUUUAGAAACUGCUGGAGGUGUACACUCGCCAGGACCAUCUGGAACACCACAAGCCGAUCUCUACACUCCUCUUCGCGCACCUGUUAUUCUUGUCGGUGAUUCAAAGCUGGGUGGUAUAUCACAGACCAUCUCUGCGUAUGAAUCACUGAGAAUGAGGGGUCAUGAUGUUGAAUCGAUUCUCUUGUUUCAAGACAUGAAAUAUGGGAAUUAUCAGUAUCUCAAGGACUAUUUCUCAAAACAAGGCGGUAUUCCGGUCGAUACAGUUCCUGAACCGCCUUCUCGAUUACCGAAUAUCCAACAAGAUACAGAGCAGAUGAAAGAAUAUUACGCCUCUCAGACCAAAAACGUUGCACAUGUCCUCGAACAUCUCGACAAACGCGGUAAACAGCGCAGAUCUCGGCUUGAAUCGCUCAGUGAAAAAGCGAGUAAAAGUAUCUGGUACCCGUUCACCCAGCAAAAGCUUGUGACAGCAGAUACAAUCUCUGCUAUCGAUUCAGCACAUGGCGAUUAUUUCCAAGUUCUCAACAAAAAGUCAGAAAAUCUUCUUCAACCUGCUUUCGACGGGUCAGCAUCUUGGUGGUCUCAGGGUUUAGGACACGCAAACUCUCGGUUGACCCUUGCAGCAGCAUAUGCAGCUGGUAGAUAUGGGCACGUCAUGUUUGCCGAGGCUAUUCACGAGCCUGCACUUGCACUAGCCGAGAUGAUGCUACAGGGCUCUCAAAACUCACGCUUCACAAGGGUGUUCUAUUCUGAUAAUGGAAGUACCGGCUGUGAAGUGGCUGUUAAGAUGGCCCUUCGAGCAGCAAGACUUCGUUACGGCUGGGGUCCCAAUGAUAACCUUCAAAUUCUAGGGCUCAAAGGGAGUUAUCACGGUGACACCAUUGGUGCAAUGGACUGCGCUGAACCGUGUGUUUACAAUGAAAAGAUUGAAUGGUACGAAGGGAAAGGAUAUUGGUUUGACUAUCCCACAAUUCAAUGCGUUGAAGGAAACUGGGUUGUUAGUGCUCCGAAAGAAAUCGGGCAAGACCAAAAAUUGGAGUCCAUCUCGGAGGUUUUUAACCUUGAAUCCCGACUCAAAUCCGAGCAGUACCGAAAGUAUGAGGAAUACAUCGAAAAGACUCUCAAGAAACUCCAAGAUCAAGGGAGAAAAUUCGGAGCCUUGAUGAUGGAACCAAUUAUUCUUGGUGCUGGGGGUAUGAUAUUCGUGGACCCCCUCUUUCAGAGAGCUUUAGUGGAUGUUGUUAGGCGUUCCCCUCACUUAUUCGGCACUGGAAACGACCCAGUCCAAGAUCCACAGUGGUCUGGACUCCCUGUAAUUUUCGAUGAAGUCUUUACCGGCUUGUACCGAUUGGGUCGGUUUACAGCGGCAUCAUUUCUCGGCGUUGAACCCGAUAUUUCGGUCAACGCCAAACUUCUCACUGGAGGUUUAGUUCCUCUCUGUACGACAAUGGCAUCGGAGUCUAUCUUUGACGCAUUCAAGAGCGACGACAAAAGUGAUGCUUUGCUUCAUGGGCACAGUUAUACUGCCCACGCUGUUGGAUGUCAAGUCGCUGUUGAGUCGGUAUCUGAGAUGCAGACAAUGGAGAAGAAUGGUGAGUGGAAGUGGGCAGAGAAAGAUUGGGCUGAAGAAGAAACUCAAGCUUGGAGUGUCUGGUCUAAGGACUUUGUGACGGAUAUCUCACGUAACCCUCAAGUACUUGGUGUUUGGGCUUUGGGAAGUGUUCUUGCCAUUAGUCUUCGCGAUGACGAUGGUGUAGGGUACAAGAGUCUUGCCGCCAAGAAGAUUCAGAGCCAUUUGAGACAAGGAACUGGAGCCUGGAAUGCUCAUAGUAGAGUUUUGGGCAAUGUGUUUUAUGUCAUGGCGAGUCAAAAGACGAGUCGACAGAGUAUUGCUGAGUUGCAGGGUUUAUUAUUGGAUGCUUUGAGUAAAUAG
This is a messenger RNA of Fusarium venenatum, 2331 nucleotides long. NCBI's taxonomy places the organism in Eukaryota, Fungi, Ascomycota, Sordariomycetes, Hypocreales, Nectriaceae. The record is from RefSeq and is a predicted model, not a curated record.